Dendronephthya gigantea is the source of this 1140-nucleotide messenger RNA. RefSeq lists its product as uncharacterized. The record is from RefSeq and is a predicted model, not a curated record. The coding region runs from base 1 to 1140 and encodes 379 amino acids. The transcript has a single exon. Lineage: Eukaryota; Metazoa; Cnidaria; Anthozoa; Malacalcyonacea; Nephtheidae.
AUGGAAGGUUUUUUUCCUUAUUUUUCAGACUAUGGUCCCCACAAAGCUGUAAUGCCUGGGCAAGUUAAAUGUUUCGUGUCAGGCUGCAGCAGUUUGUGGUACAGCAAUAGCAAACAAACCGAAACAGGAAAAUUUAGUUUUCACCGUUUGCCUAGCGAUCAGCUCCUUAUUGAGAAAUAUCAAAACAUUUUAAAAACCACAGUUUCGAACACAAAAAGCGCACGUGUUUGUGGGGCCCAUUUAAAAAACGGAAGACGGGAAUAUGCUAGUGAAUUUCCUCUGAGGCAGAAUCCUCAAACAAGUUCUGUAAACCAUACAGGAACGAAACGAAAAGCCCUAAUACUCAGGGGACUUGUUCCACAGCCCAGGCCCAGAAACAAAUAUUUUAAAACAUUUAAAGAAAAACUUCUGAAAAAGCAAUUCGACAAAAAACAGAUAGAGGUUAAGAGUUUGAAAAAGCAAGUUAGUAAAUUGCAAAAAGUUCAUGAUGAAUUGAAAAGUUGUAAAGAAGAAAUUGGAGUGUUGAAAAAUCAACUAAAAGAAAGUAAAUUUAGUCAUGAACGAUUUAUUGGUGAUGACAAUAAGAUGCUUUUCUACACUGGAUUAACAAAUGAGCAAUUUCAUACACUUUGGGCAUUUAUAGAGCCUGAAAUGUGUAGCCUUGCUUUGCAAUAUGAAGAUUUGGCAGAUAGGUUUGGAAUAUCAUCAAGACAGGCAGUCUCAAGAAUUUUUGAAGGCUGGAUAACAUUCCUGAAUAAUUUAGUCAGCAAAGUAAAUUUAUGGCCAAGCAUUGAUUAUAUUGAUGAGUACAUGCCAGAAAAUUUGAAGCCUAAUUAUGCAACCACUAGAGUAGUAUUAGAUUGCACCGAGAUUAAAGUUCAAAGGGCCUCUAAUUGUGAUCUACAAUCUAUGAACUUCUCAUCGUAUAAAAACUGUGCUACUGUGAAGGGAUUAGUAGGCAUCACUCCAGAUAUAUUGGCUGUUUCUUCAGUGAUCUUAUGCCAGGAUCAAGAUCAGUCAGGAGUACUUGAUCUAGUAGAGCCUGGGAGGGGUGUGAUGACGGAUAGAGGAUUUACCAUAGAAGAUGCAUGUGUAGAGAAGGGACUGUAUCACUUGGCACCACCAGACGGAACAAUUUAG